Rhizopus microsporus ATCC 52813 is the source of this 1296-nucleotide messenger RNA. Its product is annotated as Metallo-dependent phosphatase. The coding region runs from base 1 to 1296 and encodes 431 amino acids. Lineage: Eukaryota; Fungi; Mucoromycota; Mucoromycetes; Mucorales; Rhizopodaceae. Gene Ontology annotation, molecular function: protein serine/threonine phosphatase activity. The transcript has 4 exons. Gene Ontology annotation, cellular component: nucleus; cytoplasm. The record is from RefSeq and is a predicted model, not a curated record.
AUGGGAAACGUUGCUUCAAAGAGAAGAAAGAGUGCAAGACCAAGUGUAGUACGCGCAGACAUACCUGACAAUGAGAUUUCAACAGCAACCGCUACUUCUGUUAACUCUAUCUUGGUUAAUUCCAAACAGCAACAACAGCAACAACAACAACCACAGAAAUCACCACCACAGCAACAGCAACAGCAACACCCAAAUAGCAUAGAGACCAAUGACGUGAAUGAGCAACAGACAGUACACAGUUCAAACCAGCUCACAUUCAACUCACAAAACCAGUUAACUGCAACUUCAAUAAGGUCUAUUGGUUGGAAUCUUGAUAUUGAUGAAUGUAUCAACCGCCUAUUGGAUGUUGGUACUAAGAAUAAAGUGACCAAAUCGACAUGCUUUAGAAAUUCAGAAAUAAUGGCUAUUUGUAGAGCAGCUCAACAAGUAUUUCUUAGUCAACCUAGUCUAAUAGAAUUAAAUCCACCUGUCAAAAUAUUAGGUGAUAUUCAUGGACAAUAUCAUGAUCUGAUUCGAUUAUUUGAAAUGAGCGGAUUCCCUCCUGAUGCAAAUUAUCUAUUUUUGGGAGAUUAUGUCGAUAGAGGAAAACAAAGCCUAGAAACGAUCCUACUGCUAUUUUGUUACAAGAUCAAAUACCCAGAAAAUUUCUUUUUACUACGUGGUAAUCACGAGUGCGCCAAUGUGACAAGAGUAUAUGGAUUUUAUGAUGAAUGUAAACGACGUACAAACACAAAAGUAUGGAAAACCUUUGUCGACGUAUUCAACACAUUACCUAUCGCAGCACUUGUUGCAGGGAAAAUAUUCUGUGUUCAUGGUGGUCUCAGUCCGUCAUUACACUCAAUGGAUGAUGUGAGAAAUAUCAUGAGACCGACCGAUGUGCCAGAGUAUGGUCUACUCAACGACUUGCUCUGGUCUGAUCCAUCAGACACAGCAAUUGAGUGGGAGGAUAACGAGCGAGGUGUGUCUUAUUGCUUUGGCAAGAAAAUCGUCAAUGAGUUUUUGGCAAAGCAUGAUUUGGAUCUCGUCUGCAGGGCUCACAUGGUAGUCGAGGAUGGAUACCAGUUUUUUAAUGAACGGACACUAGUCACUGUCUUUAGUGCUCCCAAUUAUUGUGGAGAGUUUGAUAAUUUUGGUGCUAUUAUGAGCAUUAAUGAAGAGCUUUUAUGUAGUUUUGAACUCCUCACGCCACUUGAACAUCCUUCAGCGGCAAAGAUUCAAGAGGCCCAGAGAAAUAAGGGGCGACGACCAAGUCCUCCAAUGAUUGUCACUUCGUCUGUUGCAGAAGAAAGCUCAUAA